Pseudophryne corroboree (corroboree frog) is the source of this 977-nucleotide messenger RNA. RefSeq names its product major histocompatibility complex class I-related gene protein-like. Lineage: Eukaryota; Metazoa; Chordata; Amphibia; Anura; Myobatrachidae. Bases 78 to 977 code for a protein of 299 amino acids. The transcript has 5 exons. Gene Ontology annotation, biological process: immune response. The record is from RefSeq and is a predicted model, not a curated record. Gene Ontology annotation, cellular component: external side of plasma membrane.
GCCACAGCCUCACCUAUUACAUCACCACAGUCCAGACUGCUUGCCCCGGGCUACCACUCUACACAAUUGCUAAAUCCAUGAACGAUGUUCUUAUUGCAAGGUAUAGCAGUGACACCCGACAGGUGGAGACUGUGCGCCCGUGGGUGCAGGACCCUGAGGAUCUCCAAGUCCCUGAAACCAUCACUAUCGCACAAGAGUAUGAAGCCACGCACCAGAAGACUUUACAAGACAUACGACAACUUUUCAACCAGUCAUCUGACAGGCACGUUUAUCAGAUAAAGUUUGGCUGCGAGCUGUAUGACGAUGGCAGCACUGGUGGAUACACGGAGUUUGGAUUAAAUGGCAAUGAGAUCAUUUUCUUCGACAAAGAUGUGUUAAUGUAUAUUCCAGCAACGCGUGAGGCUCAGAUCAUAGCUCAGAGCUGGAACUGCGAUCGGUCUAAUGUGUUGGCGCAAGAAAACUUAAUGGAACGCGAUUGUAUUAACCGGAUAAAGAGCUAUAUGUACCAUGGAAAGCAUGACCUGGAGAAGCAAGUUCUUCCUCAGGUGAAGGUCUCACGUCGUCAGUCACACAACAACACACAACUCUAUUGCCAGGUGUACGGGUUUUACCCCCGAGCUGUGGAUGUGAAGUGGAUGAGGAAUGGGACAGACGAGGUUCUCUCAGAUAAGGCCAAUCAAAUCCUCCCCCAUCCCGAUGGCACCUAUCAGAUAACAGUUACCGUGGAAGUUCCGGCCGGGGAGGAGAACCGUUUCUCCUGCCAUGUGGAUCACAUCAGCCUCGAGGAGAUGCUCAGUGUCAGAUGGGUAGAAGCCAAAAACAGCAGAUGGCGAUUUCCCAUUUAUAUUGGCAUCUCUCUAGUGACGGCUAUGGUCGUGUUUAUCAUGAAGAUACUAAGAAAAUCACUUAGAUGCAAAGAUGUGACAAUGAACCUGCAAAACAUUGAAAACUAUUUCAUCACUUUUUCUACCAACUGA